AUGACCCACCCCGCCCACGGGCCGCCGAGAGGAGAACUGCCGUGCCGGCUGCGGCCCGCCCCCCCACCACCAAACACCAAGCAGCCCCCCACUCCCAAACCGCCCCCACGCACGAUCCACCGCACUGGGCACCACCGGCACCCGCACCAACAAAGCGAAGCCACACCCCCGAAGCCCGCACCCAACCCACAACAGACACACAUGAACCCUGGCCACAGGCGCGACCACCCUACGGAAGGCAUGUCUGACGGCCAGGGCCCAAUUGGUGGUGGAGAUACGUGUCUUUACAUCGUCGGCUACUUCAUGUUCCUGCAGCCCCUCAACCACAGACGAAGAGGAAGGUUUUACUCUCAGCCUCUGAACAUCUCUAUCAGAGCUCUGAGAGACACAAUGAAGGAAACAUCUGUCAGAUUUCUGCUCAUUCUGACCUCAGUGCUGAGCUGCACAACAAACCAAGCAGCUGAUCUCACUGUGAGUCCAAAGACAUCUCAGUUUUUUACAGGAGACUCUGUGUCUCUGAGCUGUGAGAUCAGCAGCUCUGCUGGAUGGACUGUAUGGAGGAUCACAACUAGAGGGAUCAGGACUCAGUGUGGAGAUAGAUGGGGGGAACCAACUGCUUCGACCUGCAACAUCUUCUGGUUGUCCACAUCAGACAGUGGAGUUUACUGGUGUGGGUCGUCCAGAGAGGGAGCAGCCAGCAGCAGCAUCAACCUCACUGUCACUGGUGGAUCAGUGAUCCUGCAGAGUCCUGUCCUCCCUGUGAUGGAGGGAGAUGACGUCACUCUGAGCUGUCUAACAAAGACCACUCCCUCCAACCUCCCAGCUGCUUUCUAUAAAGAUGGCUCCCUCAUCAGGACUGAGCCCAAAGGUCACAUGACCCUCCACCAUGUGACCAGCUCUGAUGAAGGCCUCUACAGGUGUAACAUCAGGGGUCAUGGAGAGUCUCCAUCCAGCUGGAUCUCUGUUGAAGAUAAGCCAUCAAACACUUUUACAACCCUUCCUGGUCCUUCAACCACUUCUUGUCCUGUACCUUCUCUUCCAUCUACAACAUCUUCUGUAUUUCUCUGCUACUUUCUUUACUACGUUCUCCCGUUACUUUCAAAGAUGAUUCUUAUGGUUGUGCUGCUGGUCCUACUGAGGAGACGAUGUGUUGAGAGGAAAUCUGAAGAAGAAGUUGGAGGGGGAAAUGUUUACGGUAACAUCGGUGUUUCCAAUUAA
Cyprinodon tularosa is the source of this 1218-nucleotide messenger RNA. RefSeq lists its product as uncharacterized. The transcript has 7 exons. The record is from RefSeq and is a predicted model, not a curated record. Gene Ontology annotation, molecular function: transmembrane signaling receptor activity. Gene Ontology annotation, biological process: cell surface receptor signaling pathway. Bases 1 to 1218 code for a protein of 405 amino acids. Lineage: Eukaryota; Metazoa; Chordata; Actinopteri; Cyprinodontiformes; Cyprinodontidae.